ACUAUUUCCCUUUUAUAAACAAAUUUAUAUGCAAAGGAAAUAUUUCAAACCUUCACAAAGCGUAACAACAAGCAAGCUGUAAUUACACCGACCUCAAAUCAACUGUAUGAAAGGAUCUAUUUCCUGCUGAUAUUCACGAUGGGCUUGAAAUCAUUUGUAUUAAUUAUAACCGUGUUGCAUCUUGGGGUACAUGGUAUUUCUGGACAUCGUUGUGGACCGUGUGAUUGUCGGGAAGAAAAUGGUGUCUUCAUAGCUAACUGUUCCAGCAGAGGUUUAACAAAUAUUUCUUCAGAUAUACCCGAUUGGACCAAUCAUUUAAUCAUGGCGAAUAACAGUUUAUACAACAUUAUAGAUAACUUUACCAGAUUUUACAACUUAACAUAUCUCAACAUCUCGUCUUGUCAGAUAUCGAGUAUUGGAAGCACUUCAUUAAUUAAUUUAAAAUUAUUAGACACAUUAGACAUUAGUGAGAACACGGAGUUAGGAUUUUACUCAUUGGGUAUCGCAAUGAAUGGACUGACAUCUCUCCGAGUUCUUAUAGCAAACAGUUUAGUUCAUCCUUAUGCCGUAUGUGUUUGCAUUUCUAAAGAAAUGCUCCAACAUCUUAACCAAACCAGGCUUAAAGAGAUUCAUGUUAACAAUAACCGAAUCGAAAUUUUUGAACCCGGUGCACUUCAAUAUUUACCACAAUCAAUUGAAAAGGUUUCAGCAAAAAACAAUAGAUUUACCAUAGGACAGUAUUUGGCAGAUGUUGCUCAUCUUAUAAACUUAGAAGAAUUGGAUUUGAGUGGCAAUUUGCAGGAACCAAACAUUUAUAGUACUAUACCUUUAAUGGAUUGGGUGCUUAUUCAGGAGGCAUGUGAUACAUCUACCAACUCUGAUAAAGAAAAGCUACGCUUUCCUCCUAACCUGAAAAUUUUAAAUAUGAAAUUUUCAGCUCUCGCCUACUAUGUUACUAAAAUUGAUCUUGGUACAAACUCUAUUCAAAAUGUCUCCUUGAGGGGCAAUAUCUUGUCAAAGUGGGAGGGACCCGUAUUAAAUGUCGAAAAUAUUCGCCAUUUAGAUCUUUCUCAAAACCUUUGUUUCUGGAUAAAUUCGGAUUUCUUUUCGAAUUUUUCUUCCUUGGAAACAUUAGAUAUGGCUCAAAAUAGUUUACAAAUCGUGAUAGCUGGUGACAAGAACGGUUCGGUAUUUGAAACACUGAAUAAAUUACAAUAUCUGAAUCUGAAAGAAACCUAUUUAAUAUACUUACCCGAAAAAAUAUUCAAGGGUUUAAAAAACUGUCAGGUAUUGGAUCUGAGUAGAAAUUUAAUACGUAGCGAAAAUCUAUUCAUAUCUCUUCAACACAUGAACCAUCUCAAAUAUAUAAAUUUUACUUUCAAUCAUAUUCAAUGGUUUAGCUCUGAGUUUAUGAACGAACUAGAAAAAGUUGGCAAGAAAAGUGGAAAUUUAACUAUUGACCUCAGAGAAAACCCGUUAUUUUGUAAUUGCAGAAAUUUAGCUUUCCUCAAAUGGCUUAAUUCAACACCUUAUGUGCAGUUUCAAUACUUUGAACAGUAUUUGUGUAUUUUCACAGACGGAACCCCGAUAUAUUUCAAUCAGUCGAAUUUAAUUUUCACUAAGUUAUCCCAAAAAUGUGACACUGUAAUGGAUCAGAUAAUGUCUUGUUUAUUUGCAACAAUUUUGGUUUUAAGUUUUGUUUUUUUGGCUAUUUUCUACAAAUUUAGAUGGAAAUUACGAUAUUUGUAUUAUGCAGCCAAAAGUUCCAGAAGGUUGAAUUUCCAUCAUGACGUCUUUGAAUUUGAUGCCUUUAUUUCCUAUUCGGAAGAUGCCAGAUUAUUUGUGGAUCAAACAAUGAGAUUAAAAGUUGAAGAAGAAGCUGGAUUGAAACUUUGUCUUCAUAACAGAGAUUUUCUUCCUUCCUUGCCGAUUGCUGAAGGUAUAGUUACUGCUGUUAAGACGAGUAGAAAGACAGUUCUUGUUAUGAGUCCAGAUUUUAUUAAAAGUUACUGGUGUCUGUAUGAAAUGAAUAUGGCAGAUAUGGAAAGUCAACAUACUGGACGAGAUGUGUUAUUAAUAUUAUUAUAUAAACAUAUUAAAUAUGAUAAAAUACCAUCAACUGUCAUGUAUCAGAUCAAAUCACAUACUUAUAUUGAAUAUCCUAAUACAGACGAUGAUUCAGAGGAGAUGGAUAUAUUUUGGGAUAAUUUUUCAAGGGCGAUUCAAUGUCUAUAGAUCGCCAAUCCUCUAAAUACAAAAGUGGAUUAUAAAAGAGUUAGUGUGGCAUUUGUUCGCUGCUUAUUAUACUGUAUAUAAAAUGUGAAACUAUUAGUUAAAUGUAUAUUUUGUGUUUUGCGAAUUUUCUUCAUUAAAUAUCUGCUUUAUUAUACUGUAUAUAAAAUAUGAAAUUAUAUUUUGGGUUAAA
Patella vulgata (common limpet) is the source of this 2425-nucleotide messenger RNA. RefSeq names its product toll-like receptor 4. The transcript has 2 exons. Lineage: Eukaryota; Metazoa; Mollusca; Gastropoda; Patellidae. Gene Ontology annotation, biological process: toll-like receptor signaling pathway; immune response. Gene Ontology annotation, molecular function: transmembrane signaling receptor activity. Bases 139 to 2235 code for a protein of 698 amino acids. Gene Ontology annotation, cellular component: membrane. The record is from RefSeq and is a predicted model, not a curated record.